Penicillium taxi is the source of this 579-nucleotide messenger RNA. RefSeq lists its product as uncharacterized. Gene Ontology annotation, biological process: aflatoxin biosynthetic process; regulation of DNA-templated transcription. Gene Ontology annotation, cellular component: nucleus. Bases 1 to 579 code for a protein of 192 amino acids. The transcript has a single exon. Gene Ontology annotation, molecular function: DNA binding. Lineage: Eukaryota; Fungi; Ascomycota; Eurotiomycetes; Eurotiales; Aspergillaceae. The record is from RefSeq and is a predicted model, not a curated record.
AUGGAUGCGAAGCCCAGCUAUCCAAUUAUUUACGACCACUCUGGACCUUCUUCAUCAAAAAGCUCAUGUCAUCGCUCGACAUCCGAUGGCUGCUUUGCAACACUCAGCAAACACCUUUGCACACUUCAAGCUAUUCCUCAAUCUUCAGAGCAGGCGACAGCCAUCGAUAUCCUUCUGAUACAAUCUCAAGGCAUCAUCCCUUCUAUGCGUUCUAUCUUCAAGUGCCAUCAUUGCAUGCGAGACCCACAAGCACUUUUCCUAGUCAAUAUGGUCUUGGCGCGCCUGUUGAAAUGGAGCAAUUUUUCUAUCUGUGCUUACGGAAAACGAUUCAUUUCAGCAGAGGUUCGCUUAGGCAAAUAUCAAAUUUCUGGAGAUUUUGGAACUACCGUUGCAAGAAUGUUGGUACAGACACAUCUGGCUGAUAUCAAGGCUGCUAUCCUUGAGUUUGAGAGCAUGGUUGGCCAUAGCCAGGACAAGGCAGAUGGUGCCUACUUGAGCCAACAGGCAAAAACACUUGAAUCAGAGCUGAAUAUGCUGGCUGAAAAGAUACAGAAAAUUUCAAAUUCUGGCAUUGUGUAG